CAAUACGCGACGCCGAAUUUCGGCGACGCAGAGCCAUGGAGCCGGAUCUCAAUCUAGUGAAGGUGCACGGGGGAGGCGGGUACGACUCAGAUUUUAGCGACGAUGACAAUCUGGAGGGAACGUCCCAGCUUGGAGAUAAAAGGAGACGCGAAGAUGACCUGCUGGAGAAGCCCUUUCAGAGAGGGAAGCACCCCAAGGUGGCUCACAGGAAUGUUGCUGCAGAAGAGUGGGACAGGGAGGAAGCCAGGAACAGGCGCCAUCACCUCAUUUCAAUGAAUGCUUUUGAGCGGCACAAGAAGUUUGUCAGUGACUACAUAUUGUACUAUGGCGGCAAGCUGCAGGAUUUCAGACGCUCUACGGCCAGUGACAAAACAGACUUUGACGUGGUGAAGAACAACCACCGAUUCCUGUGGAGGGACGAGGACCAAGAGGAUAUGACAUGGGAGAAGGAGCUAGCAAAAAAAUACUACGAUAAGCUCUUCAAAGAGUAUUGUAUAGCAGACCUCAGCAGAUACAAGGAAAAUAAGUUUGGCUUCCGCUGGCGGAUUGAAAAUGAAGUCGUCUCUGGAAAAGGCCAGUUCUUCUGUGGGAACAAGCGCUGUGACAAGCAGGAAGGUCUCAAGAGCUGGGAGGUGAACUUUGCGUACGUGGAGCAUGGAGAGAAGAGGAACGCGUUGGUUAAACUGAGACUUUGCCCUGAGUGUUCCUACAAACUCAACUUUCAUCACAAGAGGAAGGAGAUUAAAGUAAAGAAGCAAAGGAGAAGCGAUGGAAAGAGAGAAGAGUCGGAGUCAAAAAGAGCCAAGACUUCCCACCGCAGAAAGAAGAAACGAAAGAGCAAAGAGCCCUCGUCUCCCAAAGGCACGGAGGAUUCUGAAGGAUCUGCCAAAGAACAAAGUGAGGAUGAGGAGGGACCGUCAGAGGCAGACCACUGGAAGGGUCCGGCACCCAGCGUGGACGAGAAGUCCAGGGAGGAGGAGUAUGAUGAAUACUUUGAGGACAUGUUCCUUUAGAAGACUUAGAAGGUGUGACGUUUUCCCAAAGACCUUUCAUUCUGCUUUCGUUGUGGACUGUAACUCCAUGGUGUUACUGAGUUCAGAAUUGUCGCCGGGGGGAGAAGAAUGUGGCAUCGGAGUCCAAGUUUAUUUGAUUAAAAUGUUUUUGUUGUUGUGCGGAGUGUUGUCGUUUUUUGGCAUUCAACUCUUUGGGUGGGAAAACAGUCUCUCAUCCUCUCCCACAGCCUGCAGAAACAUGGAAUUUCAGCUCCCAGUAAAAAAAAAAUAAAAAUAAAAAAGACUUCUAUAUGUUAA
This is a messenger RNA of Scleropages formosus (Asian bonytongue), 1310 nucleotides long. It is a transcript of the gene fra10ac1, whose product is annotated as FRA10A associated CGG repeat 1. Gene Ontology annotation, biological process: dephosphorylation. Lineage: Eukaryota; Metazoa; Chordata; Actinopteri; Osteoglossiformes; Osteoglossidae. The transcript is spliced from 14 exons. Gene Ontology annotation, molecular function: phosphatase activity. The coding region runs from base 36 to 1013 and encodes 325 amino acids. The record is from RefSeq and is a predicted model, not a curated record.